Molecule: messenger RNA, 759 nt
Organism: Gordionus sp. m RMFG-2023
Lineage: Eukaryota; Metazoa; Nematomorpha; Gordioida; Chordodea; Parachordodidae
Product: LDLR chaperone boca-like
Exons: 5
Coding region: 23-601 (192 amino acids)
Biological process (GO): protein folding
Source: RefSeq, a predicted model, not a curated record
UAUUAAACAGGAAUUAUUUUUCAUGAGUCUUUUUCUAACCUUAUUGCUUAUUUUAAAUUUACAAAAAAUAUUAUCUCAGACUUAUAAUAUAGGUGAAAAAACCAAAAGUAACAAAAGUAUUUCAGAAUACAACGAUCUAGAUUUUGAAAAACUCUCUGAUGAAUGGGAGGAGAACGAUGAAGAUAAAAUACCUUUAAAUGAACAACCUAUGUACAAGCAACCUCCGAUCCCAAUUAAUAUGAAUAAUUUAAAUAUGAGUGAUCCUCAAAGUGUUCUUAAGCAAUCUAAAAAAGGAAAAACUGUGAUGAUGUUUGUAACUGUUUCAGGAAAUCCUACUAAAAAUGAAGCAGAUAAGAUAACUAGUAUCUGGCAUUCAAGUUUAUAUAAUGCCCAUUAUGAUGUAUCCAAAUAUAUGAUUGAAAAUGAUAGAGCCAUCUUUGUUUUUAAUAAUGGUGAACAAGCAUGGGAUGGAAAAGAAUUUUUGAUUAAACAAGAUCGUUGUGAUUCUGUUACAUUAGAAAAUGAAAAUUAUUAUGGAAAGGGCUCUAAAAAAUAUGCUACACAAUUGGAUCAAAAUUUUAAAGAAAAGAAGGAACUAUGAAAUGAUUAUUGCUCAUAUAAAAAAAAUUAUCAAAUAAAAUACACAAAUACUAAUAAAUAAUUAUUCAAAAUCUUUGAUAACUAAUUUAGGAAAUAAAUAUAAAUAUUUAUAAAAAUAGCAUUUAUCUUGCUCUUCAAUUCACAUAAAUUUAGAACAAG